AUGGCUCUCAACUCGCACGACGUCCAGAAAGUGGACUCGUUUAUAAAUCGCGAACCCGAAGUACGCAUUUGCUUGACACCAAUCGCACCUCCCGCGGCCCUGGGAUUAGCUGGUUUCGCAGGCAGUACAUGGAUAACUGCAUCUUGGAUUGCUGGCUGGUGGGGCAAUGAUUCCUCGCCGACGAUUUUCUUUCCCUUUGUGGCUUUUUGGGGUGGCUUGAGUCAGUUCAUUGCUGGGCUGUUCGGGUUUCAUGCUAGGGAUACGUUAGUUAGUGUGAUUAACACCAUUUCUGACUCUUUAAUANNGGCAAUCGCAGCCACCGCCCGUGACGUUAUCCUCGCAACCCUCCUCUUCGCCCUCGCCAUCGGCACAACAAUUGCCUGCUGUCUCUUCGCAUACGGAACCGGUGUAGGCAUCGGCAUCAAGGUGGCCGCAUACUUCUGGAUGCUCUCCGCCUUACUUGCUUGGUGGCGUGUUGCGGUAUAUUUGAUUGAAGAGGCGUAUGGACCCAAGAGUGGGAUUGCCAAGUUCUUCCCUGUGUUCAGAACAUCAACGGAGAAGAGUGCUCCCAUGGUUGUUCCAGGCCUGGGCGAGCCGGGUGUCAAGAGAGGUAUGCCUGGUGUUAUCUAG
This is a messenger RNA of Aureobasidium vineae, 630 nucleotides long. The record is from the annotation of a GenBank genome assembly. Lineage: Eukaryota; Fungi; Ascomycota; Dothideomycetes; Dothideales; Saccotheciaceae.